Messenger RNA from Trifolium pratense (red clover), 1953 nucleotides. Its product is annotated as transcription factor TGA9-like. The transcript is spliced from 13 exons. The record is from RefSeq and is a predicted model, not a curated record. Gene Ontology annotation, biological process: regulation of DNA-templated transcription; DNA-templated transcription. Gene Ontology annotation, molecular function: sequence-specific DNA binding; DNA-binding transcription factor activity. Bases 245 to 1732 code for a protein of 495 amino acids. NCBI's taxonomy places the organism in Eukaryota, Viridiplantae, Streptophyta, Magnoliopsida, Fabales, Fabaceae.
AAGCCAAACACACUUCUCAAUAAGUUUUCUUCCUACAGAAGGAGAAAAGAAGAUAGAGACACCCCAUGAGAGAUAAACUCUUACAAAAUAGAAUUUAUAUAUAAGAAAAUGACUGAACUAUCUUCUUGUGACAACUUAUAUAUAACUUUGACAACAAAACUUUGAUCAUUCUCUUCUCUCUUCUAAUUUGUCCACACAGCUUCAAGGAAUAUGAGAAGGGUUUGAACUUUGAUCAUAGUUUUGCAUGGCUAGCCAAAGAAUUGGAGAAAUUGGUUUGUCUGAGUCAGGACCUUCAAGUCAACAUGUCCCUUAUGGAGUUCUUCAUGGAAUCACUAAUUCAACAUCAACCUUAAUGAAUCAAGGGUCUGCUUUUGAUUUUGGAGAGCUUGAAGAGGCAAUUGUUCUACAAGGAAUUAAGAUAAGAAAUGAUGAAGGAAAAUCAUCAGCUUUAUUCACAAGUAAACCAGCAGCUACACUUGAAAUGUUUCCUUCUUGGCCAAUCAGAUUCCAACAAUCACCAAGAGUUGUAGCUUCUCUCACUUCUCCUUCUUUGACCAUUCCAUAUGGAGGUUCAAAGUCAGGAGGGGAAAGCACUGAUUCAGGAUCAACAGAGCUACAAUUUGAAACAGAUUCUCCAAUAAGUGUAAAAGCAUCUUCAUCAGAUCAUCAUAAUAAUCAUAAUCAUGUUUUUGAUCAACAACUUCAGCAGGAGACAGGAACUGAUGAUAGCUUAAAAACAGGCACAUCACAGAAUCAAUCAAAAGCCAAAUCACAUAAUGAAAAGAAAAAGGGAGCUGUUUCAACAUCAGAAAAGACACUUGAUCCAAAGACACUGAGACGAUUGGCACAAAACAGAGAAGCUGCAAAGAAAAGUCGUCUAAGAAAAAAGGCUUAUGUGCAGCAGCUAGAGACAAGUAGAUUAAGGCUAUCCAAUCUGGAACAAGACCUUCAAAGAGCACGCUCUCAGGGACUAUUCUUGGGUUGUGGUGGUGGCAAUAUAAGCCCUGGAGCUGCAAUGUUUGACAUGGAGUAUGCAAGAUGGCUCGAAGAAGAUCAACGACAAUUGGCGGAACUUAGGGCCGGGCUGCAGGCAGCAUUACCGGAUAAUGAAUUGAGAGUGAUUGUGGACGGAUAUUUGUAUCAUUACGAUGAGCUUUUCCGAUUGAAGGGCGUGGCUGUUAAAUCAGAUGUGUUUCACCUCAUUAAAGGCAUUUGGGCUUCUCCUGCUGAACGACCCUUCAUUUGGAUCGGUGGUUUCAAACCCACAGAGCUCAUCACGAUGUUGACACAACAGUUGGAACCCCUAGCGGAGCAGCAAUUAGCAGGGAUAAUGGAACUAGGGAAAUCGGCAUAUCAAGCAGAAGAAGCUCUUUCUAAAGGACAUGAACAGCUCCACCACGCUAUUGUUGACACCAUCGCCGGAGGGGAUGUCAUUGACGGUGUUCAACAAAUGGUUGCCGCCAUGGCUAGAAUUUCCAACCUUGAAGGAUUUGUCUAUCAGGCUGAUCAUUUGAGGCAACAAAGUCUUCACCAACUAUGUCGAAUACUGACAGUUCGUCAAGCAGCACGGUGUUUCCUUAUUAUCGGAGAGUAUUAUGGACGUCUUCGAGCUCUUAGUUCUCUUUGGGCUUCAAGACCACGAGAGAACUUGAUGAACGAUGAUAAUUCAUGCCAAACAACCACGGAAUUGCAAAUGGUUCAACCUUCUCAGAGUCAUUUCUCAAGUUUCUGAAAUAUAUAUAAUAUAUUUUAUGUAAUUGAUACAUUCUAAUUAUUAAUUAAUUAAUUAGCAUGAAAGCUUCUUUUUGCAAGUGGAUAUCUUCGAGCUUCUUUAGAAGAAAAGUGUGUAAGCGGCAUCAUCAAAUAUAUAUAUUAAUUACUACCUCUUUGUGUCUCUAUGUUUUAUUGUAAAUAAUGGAAUUCAGAGUUUUAUGUGAUAAAAGUUAAUGGUUA